GGCGAUAUCCGCGAAAGAGAAGUUGAAGAUUUGUUCAUUAAGUAUGGACCUAUUGUUCAAAUUGAUUUGAAGAUUCCCCCGAGGCCUCCAGGCUAUGCUUUCGUUGAGUUUGAGGAUCCUCGGGAUGCUGACGAUGCAAUUUAUGGCCGUGAUGGUUAUGACUUUGAUGGGCAUCGUUUACGGGUGGAGCUAGCUCAUGGAGGGAGGCGUUCAUCACAUGAUGCUCGUGGUAGUUACAGUGGUGGUGGUGGUCGUGGCGGUCGUGAUGGUGGUGAUGGUGGUCGUGGGCGUGGCCCAUCUAGGAGAUCCGAGUACCGCGUUGUAGUGUCAGGUUUGCCUUCAUCUGCUUCCUGGCAAGACCUUAAGGAUCACAUGCGUAAAGGAGGAGAAGUCUGUUUCUCU
Messenger RNA from Camelina sativa (false flax), 402 nucleotides. NCBI's taxonomy places the organism in Eukaryota, Viridiplantae, Streptophyta, Magnoliopsida, Brassicales, Brassicaceae. The record is from RefSeq and is a predicted model, not a curated record.